UUUAAUAAAGAAUUUCCUAAAUCUAAGUUGCCUUGGCAGAACUGUUUACCUCCAGAAAGUAAACACUAGUAUAUUCUGCCAAUUAAAGUCAAGAAAAAUCAAUGAAAUGGGCGCCCUAACGAGCACAUCAAAUUGUCAAGCAAUGCAUAAAAUUAGUGCCUCGACAUGUCGCUGAACAUAUGGAAGAGCACCCGUUUGCUGGAUCGAAAUUGUCUACGUGGCAAGAUCCAGGGACUGUCGCCCCUUCUACGGACUAUGGACUGGCCACCCAAUAGGGAUUCGGUUUUCCGGGCCACUUGGAGCUACUAUGCUAGCGGCUGUCAAGAGCGACUGACUGACAUUCGCAGGCGCAUCGAACAGAACGCUAGAAUUGUGGCUCCAAUUAAAGAGCCAAUUACUAAACUUCCAGUGGACUUAAAGAUGUCCUUUAACGAAAACCAAUUGCCGCCAGGAAUAGAUUUGGAUGAGCACAUUUAUCAGGAACUGGUGUCCUGUUUCCGGAACGCAAAGAGCACUGAAUCAAAAAAGAAAAAAGAAACAUCGGCCAAGCGUUCGAAAGUUCAAAAGUAUUUCGAUAUGGGCAAGUUUUCCACCCCAGAGAAAUGGAUUGCUUGGAAACGUCAAGAACUGCAAGUUGGUCAAAUGCUACAGAAUUCUUUCGAUCCUUAUUUGAGAGCGGAAAUGCACAAGAAGCUACAACAUCUACAAAAACUCACCAAACUACGACCCCUAGUAGUGCUUCCAAAUCAGGAAGAAAAUAUUAACAAACACAAAGUAUCAUUGACUAAGAAAAGAAAGUCCCGACAAAAGUCCACGAAUUCAUUAAAAGCUGAAAGCGAAUCAAGAAAAAAUAGCACACAAAUUGCAGAUACCUAUAAAACUUAUAAGAAUCCCGGUAAAAACUCGAAGAUACAACAUUUGCGCAUAGGAAGUAUUAAAUCGGAACAUAGUAAGCAAUCUUCCAGGAAAUCGACAACUAGUACGAUAUUAGCAUUCCAUCCAAGUCUAGAAAGUAUCGCAAGUACACGACAAUCUACCAGAUUUUUUCGUCCCUAUGUCAAAAGACCAGUAAAAUCAAACCAUAGUAGUAGUGAUGAAGAUGUUUUAUAUGCAGUCGAUGAUCUAGGAGAAUCCCCACUGUUGAAAGAUAUUACUACGACGUCGGUAGCAUCGGAAAAACAUCAAAAGUCAAAAAAUUUGAAAUUACCAAUGAAAAUUAAAAAACCUAAGCUUAUAAAGCAACGAAAACAUGCAGAAAAAACGAAAAGCAAAAAUCCUAAAAUUCAUAAGAACUCAAAACAUCCGAAAUCGUUAAGUUACUAUUCUUUUAAGACCGACAGCGAAUCGGUUUCCAAGAACGUAUCAUUUUCGGAAAGCAAAACAUCGCAAUCUAAACAACGAAUAUUACGCAAAAAAUUAAUAUUAAGAAAAUCGAAAUCAGAGGGGACCAUUGAAGAGGACGAGCAACCUGUGGACCUAAGACAGAGUUUCGCUUCCAAAAGUAUGUCACAAUUUUUGAGUAACUAUCCAACGUCAAGAUCGAUUGAAUACCUUGCGCAAAUCGCGAAAGGUCCGUCAUCAAACAAUCUUGUCUUGAAUUUAAAGAAUAAAUUCAACGAAUCGGUUGUGUCACUGUACAGAGGUCAAAUGACUAACUCGGAUAAUGGUAGUGAAAUUCAAGAUAUCCAUAGAAGCUUUAUUCUUAGUGGCGAUCAUCAUGGCUGGACCUUCCUUGGCAAAAAAAUGGCCUUCGUUCCGCCAACUUCCUAUAGCACCUAUAGCAGGGCUAAGCUAAAAAGACGAGACCCAAAUGAACCGGCGGAGAAGAAUGUCGAAACGGAUGGACCCGAUAAAUCGCCACUAAACUCUAUUGCCAAUGUUGUAGGUAACAAGACAAGUCCAAGAACUACAAAGGAACAAGAAGGAACACGGAUGCAAUCGAAAACUGUUUCUGUGGAUGAAAUGCUUGCGUCUGUGGAAGCGAAACCUUUACUAAUUUCCGAUCUAGUAUCAGACUUUAUGCUGUCUUAUGGCUCUAGUAUGGGUUUUUUUGAAACAAAUCCGGAUUUAUUUAAAAGCAAUCAAUAUGAAGCUAAUACUACUAAUGUGAAAGAAGUGCCCAAGAAGUGCCCUCAAAAGAGAAAGGUAAAGAAAGUUAAGGACGUGAAAAAGAAGCCAUCGCAGCACUUUAAGAAGACCUGCUCCUUAUGCAAGUGUGUUAGAAGAAAACGUUCCGAAUUGCAGCCUUAUAUGCUGCAGAUGCAGAAGAGACGUCAGCGAUUGGAACUGAAAUCCUACUAUAUCCAGAGGAUAUCGAAAUGUCAAGAAUUUCUAAAGCACGACCCGAAGGAAACCUGCACCCGCGAUGGCUUAGCUAUAUGUUAUGAGACCCUCAAUCUUUGUCAGCAGAUCGUGGAUCAGAAGUUAUCAAAAAGAUCAUGAGGCUAAAUUCU
Molecule: messenger RNA, 2453 nt
Organism: Drosophila simulans
Lineage: Eukaryota; Metazoa; Arthropoda; Insecta; Diptera; Drosophilidae
Exons: 2
Coding region: 166-2442 (758 amino acids)
Source: RefSeq, a predicted model, not a curated record